GUUUCAGAUCGUGUAUGGAGGAACCGGUUCACCCAUACAAUAAGAAAAGAGAGAGAAUAAUCAUAGAAGCAUUUUCUUCUCUCCUUCCCCUUGCCCGAGCUCCUCCUCUACCGGCGUCGCCUCCGGCAACCAUGGCAUCACCGACAUCACCCAUCGGACAUGGCAGUGCUUCACUAGUUCAUAGCUCGAGCUUGGCUGGGAGUUAGCUUUGCUUGAUUCUGAGCUUCAGUAUUAGCAAAGAUGGCAGCUUCCGCAGUCAAAAAGCUCUACGGUUGCAAGGGUAUGGAAACACCCGGAAAUUAACUUGCGAGUAGACGCACGGGAGGUUAAAAGAAUGGAUGAAUGGCUGGUAAAGUUCAUUAAGGAAAAUUCGCACCUCCCUUCUCUGGAGAGGAUCGGAAAUCUUCUUUGGCAAGUAUGGAAGGAGCGCAACAAUUUUGUCUUUCAAGGUACAAAACCAGAGGUAUGCAAAGUCAUAAAUCUAGCAAUAUUUCAGUAUGCUAGCUACCAAAAAUGGGGAUUUGGGUAUUCACCAGCUGAAAAAAUCAAAGAACAGAAGAACCCGCUUACCUGGCAAGCUCCGAAAACCGACUCUCUCAAACUGAACAUUGAUAGGUCGCUGAGUGAGGGAUCGACCGAGGGAGUCGCGGUUUGCGUCGUCCGGGACUCCUCUGGCAACUUCUUAGACGGUUUCACGAAGACAGUUCGGGCGGAGACGGUUCUGCGGGUGGAAACCCUAGGGGUUCUCGAAGCCCUAAAGUACUUGAAGGAAAAAGAAAUCGGGGAAGCGGUCCUGGAGUUUGACAACCAAGUUCCGGUCAACCACUUGAAGCGUGAAGAACAGACAGACUGGCAAGCACAUGGGGUGUUGUUCGAAUGCAGAGUUCUUCUGCAGCAAUUGCCGCAAGUGGGCUUGGUUUGUUGCCCAAGAUCAGCUAAUGCUGUGGCAGAUUGGGCCGCGAGACAGCAGCAAAAGAAAACCAUUCCUCUGAACUAGUGGGCCUUUCCUCCUCCAGGCCUUUGGGCUUUGUUAUGUGUUGAUGCCCCAGCAGAGGGCUUUGGUGCUUCUGUCUUAUGAUAUAAAUAAAAUACC
Messenger RNA from Eucalyptus grandis, 1093 nucleotides. RefSeq lists its product as uncharacterized. The record is from RefSeq and is a predicted model, not a curated record. Bases 335 to 997 code for a protein of 220 amino acids. Gene Ontology annotation, molecular function: nucleic acid binding; RNA-DNA hybrid ribonuclease activity. Lineage: Eukaryota; Viridiplantae; Streptophyta; Magnoliopsida; Myrtales; Myrtaceae. The transcript has 2 exons.